Euleptes europaea (tarantolino) is the source of this 939-nucleotide messenger RNA. RefSeq names its product olfactory receptor 6N1-like. The coding region runs from base 1 to 939 and encodes 312 amino acids. The transcript has a single exon. Gene Ontology annotation, molecular function: G protein-coupled receptor activity; olfactory receptor activity. Gene Ontology annotation, biological process: G protein-coupled receptor signaling pathway. The record is from RefSeq and is a predicted model, not a curated record. NCBI's taxonomy places the organism in Eukaryota, Metazoa, Chordata, Lepidosauria, Squamata, Sphaerodactylidae. Gene Ontology annotation, cellular component: membrane.
AUGCUAUCAGAAAACCAAACUUCUAUACGUGAAUUCAUCCUUGUUGGUUUCUAUAACCCUCCAGGAGUCCAGAUUUUUCUCCUCAUACUCUUCCUGCUGGUCUACAUACUGACCAUUGCUGGAAACAUUAUGAUCAUCACUAUUGUCCAGCUCCAGCAGCAGCUCCACACUCCCAUGUACUUAUUCCUCAACCACUUGGCCUUGAUUGAGAUUGGACAUAUGACUAACACUACCCCCAAAAUGCUGGUGGACUUCAUAAAAGAGAAAAAGGUUAUCAGCUUUGUGGGUUGCUUCACACAGCUUUACUUCAACCUCUUCUUGGGACUGACAGAGAACUUCCUACUGGUGCUCAUGGCUUACGACCGCUACUUAGCCAUUUGUAACCCUCUGAACUACACCAUUCUAAUGAAUUCGAGAACUUGCAGAAAUUUGUCUCUUGGGUGUUGGGUUGGAGGGUUGCUUGCACCCUUAUCUCCAACGAUUAUGCUCUGCAAGCUGCCAUUUUGUGGACCCAAUAUAAUCAACCAUUUCUUCUGUGAUCUAGCUCCAGUGCUGACUCUUCCAUGUGGGAACAAGUCAUUCACUGAAUUGUCCUUCUUUUUAUUCACUUGUUCAAUGGUGCUGGGUUGCUUCUCCUUGAUAGUGGUGUCUUAUGUUAACAUCAUUGUUACCAUAUUGAGGAUGCCAUCUGAUGGAGGAAGGCAAAAAGCAUUUUCAACUUGUACUGCCCAUCUUAUUGUUGUAUCCAUAUACUAUGGCUCAGUCAUGUAUAUGUAUGUUAGGCCUUCAGUGAGGGAUAUCCGUGAUUCAGACAAAGUAGUAUCUGUCCUUUAUUGUGUAGUGACACCAUUUCUGAACCCUUUCAUCUACAGCCUGAGGAACAACAAGGUCCACGAAGCCUUCAAAUUGCUGCUUGCUAAAGCAAAAGCUAUAAUCUAA